Messenger RNA from Trichomonas vaginalis G3, 474 nucleotides. Its product is annotated as RNA polymerase II transcription regulator recruiting protein. Gene Ontology annotation, cellular component: nucleus. The transcript has a single exon. Bases 1 to 474 code for a protein of 157 amino acids. Gene Ontology annotation, biological process: regulation of DNA-templated transcription. NCBI's taxonomy places the organism in Eukaryota, Parabasalia, Trichomonadida, Trichomonadidae. The record is from RefSeq and is a predicted model, not a curated record. Gene Ontology annotation, molecular function: DNA-binding transcription factor activity, RNA polymerase II-specific; RNA polymerase II cis-regulatory region sequence-specific DNA binding.
AUGAAGCCCACGAAAUUAAGGAGCAACCACACACCGAAAAGCAAAUGGACCAUUGAGGAAGAUGAUUUGCUUAAAUAUGCUGUUAAGAAAGUUGGGAAAUUGAAAUGGAAGCAAAUAGCCAAAAUUGUAGGAACAAGAUCUGGUAAGCAAUGCAGAGAAAGAUGGUUCACUAAGCUAAAUCCCGAUAUCAAAAAUGAAGUAUGGAGCCCAGAAGAAGAUGAAAAACUCCUUCGAUUACAUGAUAAAAUUGGAAAUAAAUGGUCACAAAUCGCCCAACAUUUUCCUGGCAGGACAGUUCUUAACAUCAAAAACAGAUUUAGGACAUUUUUCAGGAGACAAAAUCCAAAUCCAUCCAAAAUGCUUUCGGACAGAGAAUGUAAGGAUUUGCAAGAAUUACCUCAAUCAGAUAUAUUUUCUGAAUUUGAACAGCUUAUCUUCCAUGUUGAAGAUUUUGCAGCGGAUUUGUUCCAAUAA